CUUCUGAGCUGAACUAGCGACAUCUGCCUUCACUGAUCCUGGUCGGCCUCAGUUUCCCCCUCCAGAAGUCGGCCAGGGCUGCACGCGCUCUUCCUCUACGCCAGUCCCGAUUCCAAGCGCUUGAGCGCGACCCGUGUCCACCUCCGCGGCGCUCAAUAAAGUUGCUCGCUUGUUGCCGUCUCGCCCGCAAGAGAGGCUGAGCGCGCCGCCCAGCAAGUCUCGCGAGAGUCAGCGGCGUCCGCCCUUGGGCGCUGGGAGCCGUGGGGUCUUGCGGUGCGGGGCCCGGGGUGUUCCGUCAUGGCUAAGACGCUUCUUCACCAGUACUGGGACAUCCCCGAAGGUACCGAGUGCCACCACAAGGCCUACGCCACCACCAGUAUCGGUGGCGCCACUGGCCUCAUCGCCUCCGCCUACAGCGUGGCGCUCCAGACCCCGGCCUCCUUCCUGGAGGGAGUGGCGAGGACAGGACGGUACACGUUUACCGCAGCUGCCAUCGGUGCCAUAUUCGGCCUCACCUCCUGCAUCAGCGCCCAGGUCCGCGAGAAGCCUGACGACCCUCUCAACUACUUCCUCGGAGGCUGCGCCGGAGGCUUGGCCCUGGGAGCACGCACCCACAGCUACGGGAUUGGAGCUGCCGCCUGUGCGUACAUGGGCAUGACGGCCGCCCUGGUCAAGAUGGGCCAGCUGGAGGGCUGGAAGGUGUUUGCAGAGCCCAAGGUGUGAGCCCUGCCGCCUCCUGGAACUUCAGGCAGGUUGAAAUUCGUCUAAAAAUAAUAAAUUCUGUGUAUGUCUG
This is a messenger RNA of Orcinus orca (killer whale), 793 nucleotides long. It is a transcript of the gene NDUFA11, whose product is annotated as NADH:ubiquinone oxidoreductase subunit A11. The record is from RefSeq and is a predicted model, not a curated record. The coding region runs from base 298 to 723 and encodes 141 amino acids. Gene Ontology annotation, biological process: mitochondrial respiratory chain complex I assembly. Lineage: Eukaryota; Metazoa; Chordata; Mammalia; Artiodactyla; Delphinidae. The transcript has 4 exons.